AUGGCAAUACCCUCUGCAACCUGUUCACCUCAUGCUGGCAAAGCUCUUGGCGAUCUCUCUCGCGGCCACGCGGACGAUUACAUAUAUCCGGUGCACCUACUAGACGGCGCCGAGUACCAACACUGUAUUCUCACGUUAUUUAUUAAAUUCAACGACAUCCUCGAUGCUGGGAAAAUCAAGGAUUCUCUCACCAGACUGCUAGAAAUUGACGAUUGGAAAAAGUUGGGUGGCCGAUUCAGAACCAAGGUACACGAGGCGAGUACGCUCGAAGCAGACAGCCGGAAGCCAAGUAAGGCGUUUGAAAUCCAUGUCCCCAGAAAAUACACUGCCGAACGUCCAGCAAUCCAGUUCGCUCAGGAAGCAUAUGAUGGAAGCAUUUUCGAGCACCCUUUCGGCCGCCAGCUGCCUCAAGCUUCACAUGAUGGAGUUGCACUCAGUCCACCUCUCGACGAGCUUCGCCCAUUCGGCCACGCCCCUGGGUUCCCCAUGACGAUGGCCGAUCUGGUAGACAGGGACGCCCCGCAGCUAUCUUUCAAAGUCAUCACCUAUACCGAUGCGACGAUCUUGGCCAUCACCUUUUCUCACUGUACAUGGGACGUAUCGGGCCUACAAGGCUUCCUGAAGUCGCUCGGGCUGGUGCUAGAUGGACGGGAGGAUGAAGUGCCACCAAUGUUGGGCGCGAAGGCUGACAUACUAUCGGAACUGACUAGCCACUACGACGGCUCCGGUUGUGACCCUGAAUUGUUGACCGUACCAGGAGAGACAAAGGCGAUGGGGCAGCCACCGGCACCGAAUGCAGCCCUGGAGCAGCGUAUAAUCCGGGUUCCGUUGGAAAACAUGCAACGGCUACAUAGUCGUGUUGCCCUAGAGAAUCCGACAGAAGACGAAGACGUGUUGUCGACGUACCAACUUGACGAGCUCUUCCUAGCCUUGAUUGUGCAGCAAAUCGCCAGAGCGCAGGCCGUACCACGCGCACUGAGGUUGCUCAACGUUUUCAACGCAAGGCUAGUUGUGCCACGCUUAGCCAAGGCAAGGGGCAUUUAUAGCCAGAAUCUGGUCCUGCUCACGCCUCAAACCCUAUCUAAUGAGGCCGCGACAGGGCCUAUGGGUCCAAUUGCGCUCGCCCAUCGCGAAUGCCUCGCGCAAUGUGCCGAGCCUCAAAGCAUAACGAGGUCCCUGCAUACGGUAUUGGGCGCGAUUGAAUCCGAGCUCGACAUCACGAGAUUGAUGGACAGCACGGAUGCAGAUUCCGUUCUGGUAAACAACUUGGUCCGCCUGUCCAGCCAUAUUGACCUCGAUCUCAGUUCUGCGGUAGUUCGCCAGGGUGAAAUAUCGGCGACGAGAAGGAACGGGCUGGGGACUGCCGACUCGUGCUAUUUGACUCUGCCUCCCAACUCGUACGGCAUGAUGCGGGUUACCACCCUAGGAAGUUACAAUGGCAAUUCCUGCUGGAUGAUUGGGGAACUCCCUCCACGGGCUUGGGAGUUGAUUUACGAGGCUCUGGAUGAUCUGGAAUGGUGA
Molecule: messenger RNA, 1521 nt
Organism: Aspergillus bombycis
Lineage: Eukaryota; Fungi; Ascomycota; Eurotiomycetes; Eurotiales; Aspergillaceae
Exons: 1
Coding region: 1-1521 (506 amino acids)
Source: RefSeq, a predicted model, not a curated record